This is a messenger RNA of Achroia grisella, 1438 nucleotides long. RefSeq lists its product as uncharacterized. The coding region runs from base 190 to 1413 and encodes 407 amino acids. Lineage: Eukaryota; Metazoa; Arthropoda; Insecta; Lepidoptera; Pyralidae. The record is from RefSeq and is a predicted model, not a curated record. The transcript has 5 exons.
AUGUGAUUUUUAUUGCUUUGUUGUUUAUAUUUGUAUUGAAAUUUUUAAAAUAAAAUAAUAUAUUAUCGGCUACAGUGCUUAGUUACUUGGUCAUUUAAAAUAAUAAUUAUUGAAUCUGUCCGUAACUUCCAACUUUUUAUUUAGUAAUAACUCGGAUUCACAGUAGAAAUUUAUUAUUUAGAAUUCACAAUGAUGACAAUGAAUGAAUUAGACGAAGUUAUUUCGAAGUGUCUAUUACAAAAACUUUCAAAAAAUGUCGAACAAAGUGAGAACCACGUCGAAUAUAAACUUAGAGAAGAUAUGCUAGCCUCUCAAUUUAAUACAAUAUUAAAAUAUAUAAAUGAUGAGUCUGAAUCAGAAAUAGCACCAGACAUGUUGUCACAACUUUUAAUUUUAGAUCUUGAAUUACAAAGUAUUGGCCCCUGGUUCUGUGAAUUAAGUAAGGAGUGUUCGGAAAAGUUAAACAACCUAUUUGAAAAUUUAUACACUUUUAAAUUAAGUACUGUAUUGCAACAUUUGGAUGUUGAUGAUGCUCAGUUAGUAUUUGAUAUUUGUUUCGAGGAUUUACAUACAAAAUUAACAUUGGAGGAUUUUAAAAAGUAUCCUGCACUACAUGACGUGUAUUGUUCAAUUGUACAACACAUACCGGAAUACAAUGUUGUUAUAAAUCCAAUGAAAAUAAUGCCAAUUUGUUUACUUCUAAUUGAUGACUACAUUGUCAAUAAUAAAUUAAAAGGUUUAAAAAGCUGUUUAAUUAUAUUAAAAUGUUUGACUGCCCAGAACUUUCAAGGUGGCAAUUAUUAUGAAGUUAUUUAUGGAAGCCUUAACAAAAUCACACUUGAUAAAGAGAUUGAUGUGACUAAACUUACUUUGGAAUGUUUAUUACAGUUGAUGAAAAUAUUGCCACCAGAAAUUAAGGUAAAAAAAUUAGAUGAUAUAUUCAAGAGAGGACUUGAUCAAAUUAACACAGAAGCCAACUUGUAUAGAAAAGCAGCUUGGUUCAAUUUCACAACAAAUUUGAUUGAAAUGCAAGGAGUUAACUGUGUGGAUCAGAAAAUAUUAAAAUCAAUCCUUUGCGAUAAUAUAGACAUGUGUUGCAAUGAGGCUGUUGGAGAGAUACUAUUAUCUGAUGUAUUAGAAUGUCUGGAAACGUGGAUAAAAUAUUGUUGGUGCAUCUGGAGAUUUUCGAGUGAUCAGAAAAUUUUAUCCACUUUAUUGAAAUUACUCUAUGUAUCAUCUGGGGAUGAACAGAAAGCUUCAAAGAUACGAAUAGUGAUCAUUACACUUGUUUGUUUAUGCACAAAGGAGGAACAAAGAAUUAUAUAUAAAAAUAUAGAAGAUGCAACACAGCAAAUAAACAAACCAGAAUUUGUUAGUAGUCUAGAAAUAAUAAAAAAUAGUGUUUGUAUAUAAUAAAUUUAUUCAUUAUUAUUAUUAA